CAAGUAAAGGGCAAGCGACCAUUAAUUUGACACUGUUCGUAGCAACAAAUUGUCUCGUGAACCAUCAGCAAUGGCGGGAGAACUGCUUUCUCUAAAUGAAUCCUUAUGGGAAGGAGGCAACUUUACUUCGGACAUGUUGGACUCAAACGGCUCAGAGAUAAGCGUGGGCAACAUCACAAUCUACUACUCGGAGAACAUCAUCAACUCCCUGUCGGUGCAAAUCCUGUUUUACAUGAUCUACUCCAUCAUCUUCCUGCUGGGCAUCACCGGCAACUGUCUGGUGAUGUACGCCGUAUUCCGCAACAAGGCCAUGCAGACGGUGACCAACUACUUCAUCCUGAACCUGGCGCUCUCCGACAUCCUGCUCUGCGUGCUCUGUGUGCCCUUCACGCCGCUCUACACGUUCCUCCAGCGCUGGAUCUUCGGCGCCUUUCUCUGCCACCUGGUCACCUGCACGCAGGGAAUCAGCAUCUACAUCUCCUCGCUGACGCUGACUACCAUCGCCAUCGACCGGUUCUUUGUCAUUAUCUACCCGUUCAAGCCCCGGAUGCAGCCCUCGACCUGCCUGCUGUUGAUCCUGUGCACGUGGAUGCUGUCGGUGGGCGCGACCAUUCCUUACGCCAUCUUCGUAGAGCACACGAAGUACGACAACGAGACGUACGUGUGCCAGGAGAACUUCCCGGGCCAGGUGCGGCUGACGUUCGGCAGCAUCACCACCGUGCUGCAGUUCGUCAUCCCGUUCUUCAUCAUUACCAGCACGUACACGCUGAUCUCGCUGAAGCUCUCCAGCCGGGCGCGCUGCAAGCCGGGCUCCAAGACGCUGCGAAAGGAGCAGGCCGACCGCGAGCGGAAGCGGCGCACCAACCGGAUGCUGAUCGCCAUGGUGGCCGUGUUCGGCCUCUCCUGGCUGCCGCUCAACCUAAUGAACAUCCUGGACGACGUGUCCACGAACCUGGGCCUCGGUUGGGCGCGUUGGCCCUACUUCCACCUGCUCUUCUUCGUCACGCACGCCAUCGCCAUGAGCUCGACCUGCUACAACCCGUUCCUCUACGCCUGGCUCAACGAGAACUUCCGCAAGGAGUUCAAAGACAUCCUGCCCUGUUUCGGGCGGCCGGGGCGAGCGGGCACGAACGGCGCGCUGGCGCACAGUCGCGGCGGCGCGGCGCCGCGCCCGUCCGCGGCCUGCGUCACCGAGGACCACGAGUUCAGGAACACGGCUGUGACGCACAUGCCGACCUCGGCGGACGAGCUGCUGCUGCAGCCGGUGGAGCCGACCCGGCCGCUGCCGCAGUCGGACAGUCAGCAGACGGCCACCACCACCCUGGUCACCGACCUCUAG
This is a messenger RNA of Amphibalanus amphitrite, 1339 nucleotides long. RefSeq names its product prolactin-releasing peptide receptor-like. The record is from RefSeq and is a predicted model, not a curated record. Gene Ontology annotation, biological process: G protein-coupled receptor signaling pathway. Lineage: Eukaryota; Metazoa; Arthropoda; Thecostraca; Balanomorpha; Balanidae. The transcript has a single exon. Bases 71 to 1339 code for a protein of 422 amino acids. Gene Ontology annotation, molecular function: neuropeptide binding; neuropeptide Y receptor activity. Gene Ontology annotation, cellular component: plasma membrane; neuron projection.